Molecule: messenger RNA, 1235 nt
Organism: Trematomus bernacchii (emerald rockcod)
Lineage: Eukaryota; Metazoa; Chordata; Actinopteri; Perciformes; Nototheniidae
Product: peptidyl-prolyl cis-trans isomerase FKBP1A-like
Exons: 5
Coding region: 61-390 (109 amino acids)
Molecular function (GO): peptidyl-prolyl cis-trans isomerase activity
Source: RefSeq, a predicted model, not a curated record
CCCCCCCUGAGUGUCUGCCUCUGCUUCCUGUAGGGUGAGAGGAAGACACGAAGAGCCAACAUGGGAGUAGAGAUUGAGACCAUAACUCCGGGAGAUGGACGGACCUUUCCGAAGAAGGGGCAGCGCGUCGUGGUUCAUUAUGUCGGCACACUGGCAGAUGGGAAGGUGUUCGACUCCUCGAGGUCCCGGGGGAAACCGUUCAAAUUCAAGAUUGGACACCAGGAGGUGAUUCGAGGCUGGGAGGAAGGAGUAGCGCAGAUGAGUGUGGGUCAGCGGGCGAAGCUGAUUUGCUCUCCGGACUUUGCGUACGGCAGCCAGGGACACCCGGGCAUCAUCCCGGCCAACGCCACGCUCACCUUCGACGUGGAGCUCAUCGGCCUGGAAGCCUGAACUCUGCUCACUUUCAAUUCCACUCAAAAUAUCAGGGUUGACUCCUCUCUUCGGGAACAUGGAGGAACGGAUGGUUCCUGCUCUGACCCCAUAGGACCUGGGUCUCUUCACCUCUUCACUCUCCUCUCGUCUAGAAACCGUGUCUUCUGUCACUUGCUUUAAAAACGUUACCCUCCAUGUCUAUUCCUUAGCUUCCAUACAGUAAUAAGUCAUAGCCCCCCCCCCCCCACCCCCACCCCCUGUGUUUCGUCUGCUAUGUAUUUUUACGGUGAUGUUUUUUAUUUUUUUAUUUGCCUUGAUAAAUGGUGUCUGCCACCAGGAGCAGCUUUUAGAGAACACGUGUCAUAAAUAUCAAUCGGUGUCAUUCCUGUGGCUCUGUGGCCUUUACAAAUCCUAUUGAUUGCAGGUUAGGAAUCGUCUUUUUAAAUGUGAUACUUGAUCACUUCAAUUUAAAGUAUGAACAGGUUGUAAACCAGGGAUUCAUGAAUCAAGCACAUUAGCUCUUCGUCUGUCUGCAGCUUCAUUUCUUAAUUUAUAAGAGUAAAGGACUAUCGCUGGAACAGUCGCAGCGUCGGCGGUCCUGUCGACGGCUCGUCAAACACCCGGGGAACGUUCUAUUCUUUAAGCACGAACAGAAGGUUCUGCUGCACGAAAGUCUCUGGUCUCUGGUUUAAAUAAAGGUUUUAAAAGGUGCUGGGGGGGGGGGUUCCCCGCGGAGAUCUGUCGGCACAUCGUGGGGUUUGUGAUUAUCUUUGUUUGAAGGAGUUGUGUGUAACAAGCUGUGGAUGAUGUUGUAAAGGUCUGUUCUUUACUCUAAACACAUUAAAAGAGUAAUUUUAACACAA